Molecule: messenger RNA, 1551 nt
Organism: Carassius gibelio (silver crucian carp)
Lineage: Eukaryota; Metazoa; Chordata; Actinopteri; Cypriniformes; Cyprinidae
Source: the annotation of a RefSeq genome assembly
GUGGCAAUCACGCGCUGAUUCUUCUCUACCAACCACAAAGACAUUGGUACCCUUUAUCUAGUAUUUGGUGCCUGAGCCGGAAUAGUAGGAACCGCUUUAAGCCUCCUCAUCCGAGCUGAACUUAGUCAACCCGGAUCACUUCUAGGUGAUGACCAAAUUUACAAUGUAAUUGUUACCGCCCACGCCUUCGUAAUAAUUUUCUUUAUAGUAAUGCCUAUCCUCAUUGGAGGAUUCGGAAACUGACUUGUGCCCCUGAUAAUCGGAGCCCCAGACAUGGCAUUCCCACGAAUAAAUAAUAUAAGCUUCUGACUUCUUCCCCCAUCAUUCCUGUUACUACUAGCUUCCUCUGGUGUUGAAGCCGGAGCUGGCACCGGAUGGACAGUAUACCCCCCUCUUGCAGGAAACCUAGCCCACGCAGGAGCAUCAGUAGACCUAACAAUUUUCUCACUACAUUUAGCAGGUGUUUCAUCAAUCCUGGGGGCAAUCAACUUCAUUACUACAACCAUUAACAUAAAACCUCCAGCCAUUUCCCAAUACCAAACACCCCUAUUUGUUUGAUCCGUACUUGUAACCGCCGUCCUCCUUCUCCUAUCACUACCUGUUCUAGCUGCCGGUAUUACAAUGCUUUUAACAGAUCGAAAUCUUAACACCACAUUCUUUGACCCCGCAGGCGGGGGAGACCCAAUUCUCUAUCAACACUUAUUCUGAUUCUUUGGUCACCCAGAAGUUUAUAUUUUAAUCCUUCCAGGAUUUGGAAUUAUUUCUCACGUUGUAGCCUAUUAUUCAGGUAAAAAAGAACCAUUUGGUUAUAUAGGAAUAGUAUGAGCCAUAAUGGCCAUUGGCCUCCUAGGGUUCAUUGUAUGAGCCCACCAUAUGUUUACCGUCGGAAUGGACGUAGACACCCGUGCAUAUUUUACAUCCGCAACAAUAAUCAUCGCAAUUCCAACGGGUGUAAAAGUAUUUAGCUGACUGGCUACACUUCACGGAGGAUCAAUUAAAUGAGAAACACCAAUACUAUGAGCCCUAGGGUUUAUUUUCCUGUUUACAGUGGGAGGACUUACAGGAAUUGUCCUCUCUAAUUCAUCACUUGAUAUUGUUCUCCACGACACCUAUUAUGUAGUAGCACAUUUCCACUAUGUACUAUCAAUGGGUGCCGUAUUCGCAAUUAUGGCAGCCUUUGUACACUGAUUCCCUCUACUAACAGGGUACACUCUACAUAGCGCUUGGACAAAAAUCCACUUUGGGGUUAUAUUUAUUGGAGUUAACCUCACAUUCUUCCCACAACACUUCCUAGGUCUAGCAGGAAUACCACGACGGUAUUCUGAUUACCCAGACGCUUAUGCCCUAUGAAAUACAGUAUCAUCUAUCGGAUCCCUAAUCUCCUUAGUAGCGGUAAUUAUGUUCCUAUUUAUUCUAUGAGAAGCCUUCGCCGCUAAACGAGAAGUGUUAUCUGUAGAACUAACAAUAACAAAUGUGGAAUGACUCCAUGGCUGCCCCCCUCCUUACCACACAUACGAGGAACCAGCAUUUGUUCAAAUUCAAUCAAAUUAA